Messenger RNA from Pseudocercospora fijiensis CIRAD86, 1074 nucleotides. RefSeq lists its product as uncharacterized. Gene Ontology annotation, molecular function: protein binding. Gene Ontology annotation, biological process: mRNA export from nucleus. Lineage: Eukaryota; Fungi; Ascomycota; Dothideomycetes; Mycosphaerellales; Mycosphaerellaceae. The annotation marks the transcript as partial. Gene Ontology annotation, cellular component: THO complex part of transcription export complex. The record is from RefSeq and is a predicted model, not a curated record. The transcript has 2 exons.
AUGCCUCCUCCACCACGACCUCGUGCUUUGCGAAAAGAUGCUGUCGCACUGCACUUUAAGACCGCCAAGCCAGUGCUCCUCUCAGACUCACCGACCUCAUCAAGAAGCACUCUUGCGCCCAAUAUUCGCAGCAUAUCAUGGUCCCCUACCGGCGCAUUGAUCGCGAAUACUGUGAGCACCAAUAUUCGACCAGGCGCACAUGCCAAGCCGGUGGAAAAGAUCUCGUUCAAUCCGCGCAUGGAGCAUCUACUUGCCAGCGCAGGGCUGGAUGGAAUGGUCAGGCUAUGGGAUGUGAGAGCACCUGGAGGAGCUACAGGACUGGCUGGCGGAGCUGGUCUUGGCGUAAGAACGAAUAUCACAGGCAAGAGCGGCGAAUACGAUGUACGCGAACAAUGCCUCUUCCUCACAUGGCAUCCGACUGGCUCAGAAUUGUUGGUAGGCACUGGCAAGGACAAGGUCACCUCUUUCGAUCUUCGCAGAGCAGACACUACCAUGCUUGACACCACCACCACUACCACCACGACUGCCAACACAGCUGCAUCCCUCAAAUACGAAAUGCACCCAAGUAUCCUCAUGGAAAAGCCAUACGAGAAGCCUUACUACUACGAGAUGGCAUUCACGAAUAGCGGCAACCAUUUACUUGCUGCUACCGUCGAUGGCUCGGUCAAGGUCUUCUCGUAUCCCUCUAUGAAAACUAUUCACUCUCUUUCAGGUCAUCCAUCCACCACCUACUCCGUCCAGCACUCCCCAGCUGGAAACUACGUUGCUGUUGCUGGCUCAGACUCUGCAAUCACAUUGUGGGACACCAGCUCAUGGCUUUGCGAGCACGUCUUGACUGAAAACGCCAAUGCAGUGCGAUCGCUGUCCUUCUCCAUGGAUGGACAAUAUCUAGUCUGCGGAGGUGGUAUCGAUCAGGACAAGGUUCACGAGAAAGGCCUUCACAUUUGGCACGUCGACACUGGAGAGCUUCUGCACACCGUGGAGACCACUAACGCGCCGACGUUUGUCGAGUGGCACCCGUUCAGGUAUGCGGUCGCCUUUGCAGGUGACCCAGGCGGCGUCAAAAUUGUUGGU